UCCGUUCCUCUACGACAUCGUUUUCGGCCUGAAGAAACGCCCCACAGAUAUUAUUACUCUAUCAGCGGAUUUUCAUCUGCCGCAUUCUCCCAGCCCUAAUUCCCAACCUCUCGCGGAUUUCAUUCACGAUUUCGAUUCCCUCAUCCGUUGAUUGAUUGCUCUCCGAUCAGAUAUCCGAUUUAAUUCGUUGAUUUCCACCGAUGGUGGCGCAGUUUGAUUAAGGCAGCUCAACCCUAAUUGCCUCCCGUGCUGUUGAUUAAGGCGGCUCAACCCUAAUCUCGGCGAUCGAAUUGUACAAUUGGCCGACUUUCGUGUGUGCGGAGCUAGAAUUCGUCCGAGGAGGAAGAACUGCUUACAAGAUAACGGUUCGAGGCAGAGGCAGAGGCAGCGGCAGCUCGGUGGUUAUCGUCGUCUUCUUCUGGAGGAAAGGGAUUUUUGGUGGUUUUCCUCGAUCUCUCCUAUCUCCGGUCGUUUGGAUUGGGAUCCGGAUAAUUUAUCCAUUGAUCCAAGUGUAAAGGCGUCGCCGCUGACUUUGGCGUUUUUGAGUGGCUGAAGGAUUAGAAGGCCAUCACUUAGUCGGUUUGAUUAAUAUUUUGCAGUGAAGAAAAAAAAAGAACUUAUUGAGUUUCCGUUGUACUGUUAUUGUUUCCCCUUUUCAAUUUUGAAGUUGAAUGCCAGGGCUUUCAUUUUGUAUUAUUUGACGGCCUAUAUUUCUGUUUGUGUUGUUUCUCUCUGAAAUAGAGGGAGAACAUAUACAAAGAAAGGCGAAACCAUAACCAAGUAUGGCUGUUUACUAUAAAUUUAAAAGUGCAAAAGAUUAUGAUUCAGUUGCGAUGGACGGCCAUUUUAUUUCAGUGGGAAACUUGAAAGAAAAAAUAUUUGAAUUAAAGCAUUUGGGUGGUACUGAUUUUGACCUCAUAGUCACCAACGCCCAGACCAAUGAAGAGUACCUCGAUGAAGGAAUGUUAAUUCCGAAAAAUACUUCAGUUUUAAUACGCCGAGUUCCUGGAAGGCCACGCAAGCCCAUAGUUACUGCACCUGUUAGCGAGCAAGAAGAGUUGAAUGUUGACCAUAAUUCUGAAGAUGUUCAUGCUGUAAAGGAUAGCUUUGCUGUAGCAGAUCAGUCUUAUGUGAAAUAUGGUGAAGAUUUAGAAUGGGAUGAAUUCGGAAAUGAUCUUUAUGCUAUGCCUGAAACUACCCCUGUCCCACCUAGCAUCCCAGUUCAAGAUGCUACUUUUGUUAGCAAAGAGGAUGAGGAGAACAAGAUCAAAGCUUUAAUUGACACUCCAGCAUUAGAUUGGCAGCGACAACCUUCAGAUGGUUUUAGUGGUAGAGGUUUUGUACGAGGUGGCCGGGUGCCGGGUGGACGUGGUGGUUUUGGCCGAGGUGGAUUUGAGAAGAAAACACCACCACAAGGGUACAUAUGUCACAGGUGCAAAGUGCCUGGGCACUUUAUCCAGCAUUGCCCUACUAAUGGAGAUCCCAAUUUUGACAUAAGAAGGGUCAAACCUGCCACGGGAAUUCCAAAAUCAAUGUUGGUGGCAACCCCUGAUGGCUCUUAUGCAAUGGCGAGUGGGCUUGCAGCAACUUUGAAGCCAAAUGAGGCUGCUUUUGAGAAAGAGAUUGAGGGAAUGCCAUCCACACGACCAAUUGGCGAUCUUCCAAAAGAGCUGCAUUGUCCUUUGUGUCAAGAAGUAAUGAAAGAUGCUGUCCUGGCAAGCAAGUGUUGUUUGAAGAGCUUUUGUGAUAAAUGCAUACGUGAGUACAUUAUGGCGAGAUCAAUGUGUGAAUGUGGGGCCACAAGUAUUCUCGCAGACGAUCUUUUGCCCAACAAGACCGUAAGAGAUACAAUUAAUCGGAUUUUGGAAUCCAAUAACAAUAGUGCUGAAAAUGGUGGGAGUGCUUUUCAAGCCCAAGACAUGGAGUCUCGGAAUCCACAAGCUAAUGCUCCAUCCCCCACACAAUCUGCUGCCUCAAAAGGACAGCAAGUGCUUGCACCACCAUUUCAGAGCCAGGAAGUUCCAAUAAUUGUUGAGACCGUUGAAGAAAAUAAGCCUGCAAUCCUUCCCUCGAAAUCAGAGAAUGGGAUAGCUUUAAAAGUGCCUGAUGCUUCAGAAGCAACACAUGACUUGAGAACAGUUAAGGAAGCAGCAUCGCAAGGAAGUGCACCUCUGGCUGAUGAAGAGGUGCAGAGACCAAUGUCUGGAGAAGCAGGCCGGAAGAAGAAAAAGAAGAAAAUUCGCACGGCACCUGGUGCUGCAGAGAUGCAGUGGCAAACUGGCCCAGCCCUUCCUCCUGAGAAUUACAUGAUGAAUAUGGGUCCUUCUGCUUUUAAUCCUUGCUGGAAUGGCAUGCAACCUGGUUUUGAUGGGUUUAUACCGUAUGGUGCUGGUCCUAUGCCCUAUGGGGGUUAUGGAGUUAAUCCUAUGGAUUUUCAGUUUGGGGGCUUUUCACCAUUUGAUCCAUUUGCAGGACAUGGUGGUAUUCUUCCAUACGGCCCUCAGAGGGACCUUUCUGAGUUAGUAGGAUACAAUGCUCCCCCACCUGUCAUGAGUAGAGAGGAAUUUGAAGCUCGAAAAGCUGAUCUAAAGAGAAAGCGUGAUAUGGAGAAACGCGAUGAAAGGGAAUAUUCUAAAGAUGGGGAAUAUGGCAGAGAAGGGAGCAGUAUAGUCAAUGUCUCUUCGAGAUCCAAAUCUAGAUCGACACCCGCGCAAUCCAGUGUCGACCACCACCCUCCAAGUCGCAACCGUCACUCUUCCCGGGACCCUGAGCUUCCUCGACCGUCUUCCAAGAGGAAGUCUGACUACGAACAUGACGACCACCACCAGCGCCGCCGUGAGUAUCACGAAGAAACCAACCGCGACAAGUAUUACGAAGAGCCCCACGGCGACAAGGAUCACCACCGCAGCAGCAGCAGCCACCUCCGCCGCUCGCAGUCCCCCACGGAAGCGGCAUCUCGGGAAGCAGCCGCUGCGGCUGAGAAGAAACAAAAGGCCAGCGUCUUCUCCCGGAUCAGCUUCCCAGCUGGUGGUGAAGCAGCUACCAAGAAAAGAAAGCUCUCUUCAUCCGACAUAGCAGCUGCCAGUUCUACGAGUCACCGAGCAUCGAAUGGGCAGCAUGAAGAAGAGCACAGGGCAGCUACUGGAUCGAGAAAAGGCGGUAGCUCUGCUGUCUCUGUGGAUCACAACAGCAGUGAUGACGAGAGGCAUUUCAAGAGGCGGCCUUCGAGGUACACCUCGUCGCCCCCGCCUGCUGCCCCGGUGGAGGAGGAGCACCGUCACUCUAGAGGGUCGAGGGACAGAGAGAGGGAGAGGAGCAAGCGUAGAUAACUGACGGAGGCGAAAUUGGAAACUCUAUUUUGAGGGGCUUUAUUUCUGCUUGGUUUGAUAAUGUAAUAACAAAAAAAUGAUGGUUUGCGACUGGGUUCUCUCUGUUGCCAUUUUUAAUGAAAUGAGCAUGUUUUAUAAUCA
Molecule: messenger RNA, 3470 nt
Organism: Salvia hispanica
Lineage: Eukaryota; Viridiplantae; Streptophyta; Magnoliopsida; Lamiales; Lamiaceae
Product: E3 ubiquitin ligase PQT3-like
Biological process (GO): protein ubiquitination; mRNA processing; ubiquitin-dependent protein catabolic process
Cellular component (GO): nucleus
Molecular function (GO): zinc ion binding; ubiquitin protein ligase activity
Source: RefSeq, a predicted model, not a curated record